CUCACCGGCUCAACCCGCCGAGCCGCGGCGCACCGAGCCGCAGUCCGCAUGGUCUACCAGCGCAGACUCACUCGGAGUCCGUGGCCCUUCUGGGGCACAGCAGUGGCCAGCGUGGUGGCUCUGCUGGUGAUGGGAGCCAUCUCAUGGCACAUGUCAGGCUUUCGCCUUGCUGAAAGCAGAUGGUUCAAUGUGCCAAUGAGGUCUUCAAUGACAGAUGCAAAGGACCUCCCUGCAGAGGUGAAUGCCAAUGUCUCUCAGAGAGGACUUCCGGAGCUUCAUCAUCCAAAGCAUCGCCUUCCAUCGAGGACAGCCUUGGCGAUCUCCUAGCCUCCUAGGAGCCACAAACCAAGGAGUGUGAUGCACCUGGACUCUGUGAUUCCUUCCGAUUCGGCGGUGGAGGAGGU
Durusdinium trenchii is the source of this 404-nucleotide messenger RNA. Lineage: Eukaryota; Dinophyceae; Suessiales; Symbiodiniaceae. The record is from the annotation of a GenBank genome assembly.